Molecule: messenger RNA, 1463 nt
Organism: Girardinichthys multiradiatus
Lineage: Eukaryota; Metazoa; Chordata; Actinopteri; Cyprinodontiformes; Goodeidae
Product: ras-related protein Rab-1B-like
Exons: 6
Coding region: 501-1145 (214 amino acids)
Molecular function (GO): GTP binding; GTPase activity
Source: RefSeq, a predicted model, not a curated record
UCCCGUCCCUUCUUGUUUAACCUUCUUCCUGCUUUCUCUGCCUCUGUGCUGCAAUUGGUGGGGUGGUGUGUGAUGUCACUCUGUACAUAUUGUCAAGUUGACAAGCUGAUGUAAGCUGCUCUUCACAUAAACAACAACAGCUGUGCCGAAGCUUCACUUGCUCAAUAUUUGAAGCAGUUAGGUAACUGCGUUCUGGUUUGAGAAGAAAAUAAAAAGAUGUUGUGAAUUAAGCUGUGUGUCCUGGUUCCAGGUGCUGUCCUCAGUGUAAGCUGAGCUGCACUUUAUUAAUAAAUAAUGAAGCAGUCAGCUCAUAAGUCAGACACAGACAGCUUUUUCUGCUAGCUGUCCUCCGAAGAACGCACCCAGACCUCCACAAACAGGCUACUGGAACCAGAGCAAAACAUUUCCAAAGACUGUCUGGGCUUCUGUUCAUUCAGGAUUUAGUUUCAGGAUUGUGUUUUUGGUUUUUUUGUCUAGUCUUGUGAAGAACCUCACCGAUCAUGAACCCAGAAUAUGAUUACUUGUUCAAGCUUCUUCUUAUUGGUGACUCUGGAGUUGGAAAAUCGUGUCUGCUGCUGCGCUUUGCGGACGACACCUACACUGAGAGCUACAUCUCCACUAUCGGAGUUGACUUCAAGAUCAGGACCAUCGACAUGGAUGGGAAGACGGUGAAGCUGCAGAUUUGGGACACCGCAGGUCAAGAGAGGUUUCGAACCAUCACCUCCAGCUACUACAGAGGGGCGCACGGUAUCAUCAUUGUUUACGAUGUCACCGAGCAGGAGUCUUUCAACAAUGUGAAGCAGUGGUUGGAAGAGAUAAAUCGCUACGCCUGCGAGAACGUCACCAGGCUGCUGGUGGGAAACAAAUCGGACCUGAUCAGUAAAAAAGUGGUGGAUGCUGCCACAGCUCAGGAUCUGGCCUCAUCUCUAAAGAUCCCCAUCCUGGAGACCAGCGCCAAGAGCUCUGACAACGUGGAGAAAGCCUUCCUCACCAUGGCCUCUGAGAUCCACAAGAGGCUCGCCAGCGAGGGAGGGGGCAUGCAGGGAGAGUCGACACAGGCCAGAGGUCAGACCACCAAGAUCAACAGUGCUCCUGUGUGGCUCGGUGGGGACAAACAGACACCAGAGGCCAGUAACUGCUGCUGAGGAACAAUGAAACAUCUUAAACACAUGAACAUGACUUAUUUCCAGAUUGUAACCGUGUACCCAGUGCACCUAUUGUCAUGUUUACUGGUAAAGCUAACACCUAAAACUGGGACUUUGGAAUGUUUGUAGCUUGAUUAGAAAAUUAUUUUUUGACCAGUAUUUAUUGUGUCAGUAUGGCUUUAUUAAAAUGGGGAAGGGAAGUAAAUGAACAACAGGGAUGCUUUAUUUUUAAUUAUAACAACUGCAAAGAGUUAAACUGAAAAUAUCUCAUAUAAAAUAACUACUAAUAAAAAAGAAUGCUUUAAAAAAUCAGAAAGA